Messenger RNA from Cyphellophora attinorum, 1794 nucleotides. RefSeq names its product E3 SUMO-protein ligase pli1. The transcript has 5 exons. The record is from RefSeq and is a predicted model, not a curated record. Bases 1 to 1794 code for a protein of 597 amino acids. Gene Ontology annotation, molecular function: SUMO ligase activity; zinc ion binding. Gene Ontology annotation, biological process: protein sumoylation. Lineage: Eukaryota; Fungi; Ascomycota; Eurotiomycetes; Chaetothyriales; Cyphellophoraceae.
AUGGCCUCGAACGGCUACUCGACUCAAGCGCAGGACCAGGGCAAGUCCAUUAUCGCAAAGAUCAAGUCCUUGACGGUAAAUGAACUUAAGAACCUUCUGAAAGUCCUUGGUAUCGCAGUCAGUGGCGUCAAGACCCAGCUCCAACUGAGAGCAAUAGCACACAUUGAGCAAGCACAGAAUUCUGGUCGCAUGGAAAUCCUCGACAUGGCACGCAAGGAACUCGGCCUCAAUAGCUACACGCCCGCUCCUUCAUAUCCCUCACCCUACUCAAAUGCUACGCCUGCACAGUCCGCAUCGCCUCAAUUUACCUCGCCCGCCAACAGAUACGGAGCGCAAAUAGGUGGCUACGGCUCUGCUAAGGCGAGUCCUUAUCAGGUGUCGGGCACCGUCCGCUUCGGAAACUCGCCCUUCUAUCAGAUCUUGAGACCACUGUCGCAGCAGCAGGAGCUGAAGGCCAGAGAAACCACCAGAGAUGCUGCAAGAGUAUCAGUCGUGCUCCCACAAGAUGUCGCAGACCAAAUACAGAAGAACACCAGAUAUAGGGUCAUGGUCGAGUUGAAAUGUAACGGCGAGGACGUCAAGGCCAACCUACGAGGGCUGAAGAACAAGCCGGGCUCAACGAGGCCCGCCGAUAUCACACAUCUACUGCGCAAGAAGCAGCCUGGAUAUCGAAACGAAGUCGAGAUGGUCUAUGCAUUGACCAAUAAGGAGAAAUCAAUUCAGAAAUUCUGGAUGGUCGUCAACUACGUCGAGAAGAAACAAGUCGACGAUCUUGUCCGAGACCUGAAGCACGGCAAAGCCUUGACCAAGGACCAGGUCAUCCGAGAAAUGAAGAAAGAGGCCGCCGAUCCCGACAUCGAGGUCAGCUCUCGAUCGGUAACACUCAAGUGUCCUAUCACCUAUGCUCGUAUGAAGACACCCUGUCGCGGAGUAGGGUGCAAACAUAAUCAAUGCUUCGAUGCUGCCUCGUAUCUUCAACUACAGGAACAAGCACCAACCUGGACUUGUCCACAUUGUAAUAAAUCGGUGCCAUGGGAGCAAUUGGUGGUCGACCAAUACAUCCUCGACAUUCUCACCUCUACCAGUAGCGACACCGAUCAGGUUACUGUCGAGCCGGACGGAAGGUGGCACAUGGACGACACCACUCCUGCACCAGUGAACCGGAAACGAAAGGCAAAUGCCACUCCGGACUCGGAUGAUGACGAUGAUAUCAUCGAGUUGGACGCCGAUCCGCCAGUCGUGAACGGAGCAUCGCUCGGGUCACCGCAGACACUGACGCCAAGGUCCAUCCAGACUCCACCAGUCAACGGACGAGAAAGCUCUGCUGCAACAUCACACCGGUCAGCCUCCACGGGCAAACGACCCCGACACAACGAAGUCAUCGACCUCACACUCUCGGACGAGGACGAGGACCAAGAUGCCAGGCCACCUGUAAAGUCACGACCCUCGUUGCCAAAUGUCUUUUCCACCACGUCCACUUCUAACCUCAACCCGAAUACACCUGCAUACAGGACUAGGCCACCAGACUUACCAUCACUGUCACCUACUUCAAGUGUUAGUCCUCAUCUACAGCACCAGCAGCCGUCCAACGCCCACGCCUACUCUCAUCGGUACCAGUUCCAAUUACCCCCCUUUGACGCGAUACAUCGAUUUAACCCUGACAGCAGUUUCGGAAACGCCAGUUCGCUCAACGGUAGCGGCAGCGGCUAUGGUCCAUCACCGUUGGGUGGGAGCAGCGGAAACGUAAGCAGUAGCGGAGGCACAGGGGCUGGUCAACCAAAUGGCGCGUUCUAG